AUGGCAGCUAUACGGCAUCUUGCCAACCCAUCUCUCCUCCGCGCCCUCCUACCCGUCAGCAAUGCGCCUCUUCGACCCGUCCUAGGCAUACCCGUCCUCCGCUACAUCCAUCAGAACUCGCUCUUCCCCUCGAUAACCCUGCCGAUACCAGUCGCUGCAAUCGUCGGGCUCUCUUCGAUCCUCAGUGACAUAUGGGAGUCGAUAUUGAGGGCCGUGCCGAAGAAGAAGACCUCGCACAUGAAGAAAAGGCAGCGGCAGAUGGCCUCCGGGAAGCACUUGAAGGACGUUACUGAGUUGAACAAGUGCUCAGGAUGCGGGAGGGUGAAAAGGGCGCACGUCUUGUGUCCUUACUGUGUACAAGCCCAUCCGACCGAUGUCUUUUCAAUCGCCCCCAUCAAAACGCACCUCCUCUCCGCCUCCGGCUCCUCCACCAUCCGCAUCCACUCUACCACCGAGCCCGACUUCCCUCAGAUCCAGACCCUCGACGGCGCACACAAACUCGGCUGCCACCACAUCGUGACCUCCAGCGAAGGCAAGAGGGCCGCUAGCACGGGUUUCGGCGGAGAGGUCAAGUUCUGGGCAUGCGGUGAGGACGGCACAUGGACGAAGGAAGAUGUUGAGCUUGAUGUCCCGCCUCGAGCCGGCGAGCUCUGGGCUAUUGCACUGAGUGGAGAUGGGAGGUACUUGGCCAGCUCGUCAUAUGACGGCAAGAUGAGCAUGUGGGAUCUGGCCGCAGGAGACGGCGCGGCCACACGGAUCAGGCACUAUGAGACGAAGGGAAGUUUCGGGACAUGCGUGGACAUUUCCACCGACGCCGCCCUCCUCGCCUCCGGCCACCAAAACGGCAGCCUCCACAUCUUCAACAACACGACCUCUCGCCUCCUGCACUCGCUCCCAGGUCUGCUCUCCCCAAUCCGCAGCAUCCGCUUCUCCCCCUUGUCCACCCUCCUCGCCGCCGCGGGCGACUCCCGCAUAAUCGGGCUCUACGACGUGCGGUCCGGCGAGCAAGUCGCGCAGCUGUUGGGCCACCAAGCCUGGAUCAUGAGUCUGGACUGGAGCGACACGGGAGAGUGGCUGCUGAGCGGGGCGUGGGACGGGAAGGCGAAGGUGUGGAGAACCGAGACGAGGGAGUGUGUUGCUACGCAGGGAUUUGAUGGCGGGACGGUGUGGGCCGGGCGGUGGUUGCCGAGGGUUGUGGGGGGGCCCGAGAGGUUUGCGGUUGCGGGACAGGGGGGUGGGAUUGGGUUUUUGAGGGAGGCGAGUGGGUCGGGGUGA
Molecule: messenger RNA, 1275 nt
Organism: Coniosporium apollinis CBS 100218
Lineage: Eukaryota; Fungi; Ascomycota; Dothideomycetes
Exons: 3
Coding region: 1-1275 (424 amino acids)
Biological process (GO): translation
Cellular component (GO): large ribosomal subunit; Cdc73/Paf1 complex
Molecular function (GO): structural constituent of ribosome; protein binding
Source: RefSeq, a predicted model, not a curated record